Molecule: messenger RNA, 2000 nt
Organism: Dama dama (fallow deer)
Lineage: Eukaryota; Metazoa; Chordata; Mammalia; Artiodactyla; Cervidae
Gene: CADM2
Product: cell adhesion molecule 2
Exons: 10
Coding region: 1-1314 (437 amino acids)
Source: RefSeq, a predicted model, not a curated record
AUGUUUGUUCUUUUCUUGUGCAAUCUUUCCUUGGUACCAGCGGCUGCUUCAAAGAAUAAAGUUAAAGGCAGCCAAGGGCAGUUUCCACUCACACAGAAUGUAACGGUUGUUGAAGGCGGAACUGCAAUUUUGACCUGCAGGGUUGAUCAAAAUGAUAACACCUCCCUCCAGUGGUCAAAUCCAGCUCAACAGACUCUGUACUUUGAUGACAAGAAAGCCUUAAGAGACAAUAGAAUCGAGCUGGUUCGGGCUUCCUGGCAUGAACUGAGUAUCAGCGUCAGUGAUGUCUCUCUGUCUGAUGAAGGACAGUACACCUGUUCUUUAUUUACAAUGCCUGUCAAAACUUCCAAGGCCUAUCUCACUGUCCUGGGUGUUCCUGAGAAACCUCAAAUUAGUGGAUUUUCAUCCCCAGUUAUGGAGGGAGACUUGAUGCAGCUGACUUGUAAAACAUCUGGUAGUAAACCUGCAGCUGAUAUAAGAUGGUUCAAAAACGACAAAGAGAUUAAAGAUGUAAAAUAUUUAAAGGAAGAGGAUGCAAAUCGCAAGACGUUCACAGUCAGCAGCACACUGGAUUUCCGAGUGGACAGAAGUGAUGAUGGCGUGGCAGUCAUCUGCAGAGUAGACCACGAAUCUCUCAAUGCCACCCCUCAGGUGGCCAUGCAGGUGCUAGAAAUACACUAUACACCAUCAGUUAAGAUUAUACCAUCCACUCCUUUUCCACAAGAAGGACAGCCUUUAAUUUUGACUUGUGAAUCCAAAGGAAAACCACUGCCAGAACCUGUUUUGUGGACAAAGGAUGGUGGAGAAUUACCAGAUCCUGACCGAAUGGUUGUGAGUGGUAGGGAGCUAAACAUUCUUUUCCUCAACAAAACGGAUAAUGGUACAUACCGAUGUGAAGCCACAAAUACAAUUGGCCAAAGCAGUGCAGAGUACGUUCUCAUUGUACAUGAUGUUCCCAACACUUUGCUUCCCACUACUAUCAUCCCCUCCCUUACCACUGAAACAGUCACAACCACUGUAGCCAUAACAACCUGCCCAACCACAUCUGCAACAACCAGCAACAUGAGAGAUCCCAAUGCUCUGGCUGGCCAGACUGGCCCUGAUCAUGCUCUAAUAGGAGGAAUUGUGGCUGUAGUUGUAUUUGUCACUCUAUGUUCUAUAUUUUUGCUUGGGCGAUAUCUGGCAAGACAUAAAGGAACAUAUUUAACAAAUGAAGCUAAAGGAGCGGAAGAUGCCCCAGAUGCUGACACAGCCAUUAUCAAUGCUGAGGGCAGCCAAGUCAAUGCUGAAGAAAAAAAAGAAUAUUUCAUUUAAAAUGCAGGCCAAGAUUCUGAAUUUUAUGUACCAGGCUGGCUGCUGGAGAAAACUGGCUAUCAUCUUUCAGAAUUCAUUUCUACCAUCUUCUGCUACCUUUAUUAACUUCCAUAUCGUACUGCUAUCUGUAGCCAGUGUAUGCCAACAAUCAGCUGUCGAAAGCAUCAUUCUUUAAUUACUGUACCAUCCAUAAUGCAGGACAUUUAUUACCGCCUAAAUUCCACACCAUUGCUCUUUUAACAUACAGUGCUUGAAUAUACAGCCUUAACAAUGUUAAUCAUCUCCUUGGAUCAUGAUAUUGAAUUGUUUUUGUACACUGAAAAAAAAAAGUAUGCAGAGCUUCCCCCACCCCCUCAUUUUUGGCUCCCUUUAAAUCAAAGAUCUUGUAAACCUACCACUGGACAGCUUUCACAAGGAACAGGAUUAGGUAAAGACCUAACAUGCUUAAGUUCAAUUCAGAUGUGAGAGGUUUAUGAUGUUUUCUACAUGUCUAUCUUCAAAGACAUGUUUUGGAAGCAUAUGCCCUAAAAAACACAAACUGAAAUAAACUACUGUAGAAUAGAUUCUGGAAUAUUUGAGAUUAUACUGAUAAAGCUGUAUCAAUUUGCUAUUUAAAAAUAUAGUAUUUGAUACAGGAGCCAUGAAUAUGGAUUACAGUCAUGACAUGCUGUCUUAUAUAAUUAUAU